AUGCCUCAUGGAUGGUUGCACCUGUCGCUCCCACUGCUAGUUUUGUUUUUUGUGCUUCCCUCAGAAAGCCUGGAGUGCAAUCUGGACGGCGGGGAGUACGUCGAAGAGUAUGUGUUAGUCUUCAGCAUUGAGACCUGCCAUGCCUGUCCUCUUGGGAGAUUCCGGCCUCCGGAACCACCUUGCGCAUCGUUAUCCGAAAACAAGCGGGAAUGUUCAAAAUGCGCUCCGUGCCCCGAGGGUUGGACCACCAAACAGAAGGCAUCUGUAAGGCAGGAACAGUGUGACGUGGAGUGGAACGCAACAUCCUUCAUGCACUGGCUAUCCAUUUGGAUAGUGGAUGCGUUUCUUGCCUCGCUGAUUGUCCUUGUUCCCUGCUGCUGUGUGGUGUGCUUCUGCUGCCGACGUUAUGGAAAAGACUCUGCAAAGUCAGUGGUCGAAAGUACAAGCAACGAGGUCAUAGUUGGGGCCCGAGAUGCUGGCCGGGCUAGCCGUCAUGGCUCCAAGAGUUCUGUUCGCCCUGAUCGUUUGGAUGCAGCCGAGUCGGGAGAAGCCAGGCAUGGAUCUAAAGGCUCCGUGCGAAGCAAUGUCCUGACAAUAACAAGUGUCAGAGAAAGUCGAGAAGGAUCAAAAGCUUCAGCUCGGCCAGGCGUUGUCAGCUCCAGCAACGUUUUGACUGUUAGCACCUACAGCGGAAGCAGGCAUGGCUCCAAAGCCUCCGCUCAGCCAGACAUGCGGAGCAGUUCAAGCAACUUGCUGACUGUGGGUGUUCCCGACAGAAGGCAAGGCUCCAAAAAUCUGCGGCCAGAUGCGAGCCAACGUCACACCAUAGGUAACUGUGCAGGGCCCAGAAACGUGCGCAUUGUCGAUCCCCCGGACAUUGAUGAGGAAGAGCUCCACCGUUGGGCUUUUCCUUCGCCGAAAGAGGCGCCAGCUGAGCAGCUCCCUAGUCAUGGGUCAUCCCGUGGCUACAUGUCCGUACAGGACAUUAGCUAG
Symbiodinium pilosum is the source of this 993-nucleotide messenger RNA. The record is from the annotation of a GenBank genome assembly. NCBI's taxonomy places the organism in Eukaryota, Dinophyceae, Suessiales, Symbiodiniaceae.